This is a messenger RNA of Colletotrichum graminicola M1.001, 2034 nucleotides long. Its product is annotated as FAD dependent oxidoreductase. Gene Ontology annotation, molecular function: glycerol-3-phosphate dehydrogenase (quinone) activity. Gene Ontology annotation, biological process: glycerol-3-phosphate metabolic process. The transcript is spliced from 2 exons. The coding region runs from base 1 to 2034 and encodes 677 amino acids. Gene Ontology annotation, cellular component: glycerol-3-phosphate dehydrogenase (FAD) complex; mitochondrion. NCBI's taxonomy places the organism in Eukaryota, Fungi, Ascomycota, Sordariomycetes, Glomerellales, Glomerellaceae. The record is from RefSeq and is a predicted model, not a curated record.
AUGCCGCCCCGCUUCGCAAGCCUGAGAAGGCCCGUCGUCAUCGCCGCCGCCGCCGCAACUGGUGGUGUCGUCGCCUACUCGACCUUUCUCAGCGGCCGCGGAGCUCACAGCUUCGAUAAGCCGCUGGUUGAGCUCAAGCGUGACAACCAAGGCAAGAUCAUACCCCCCUCAUUCCCCAUCGCCAAGGAUCGCGCUUCUCAGCUGGCCGAUCUGCGCGCUCAUAGCUCCGACACCCACGAGUACGACCUGCUCGUCAUCGGCGGCGGCGCCACCGGCACCGGCAUCGCUCUUGAUGCCGUCACCCGCGGCCUGAAGGUCGCUCUCGUCGAGCGCGACGACUUCUCGGCCGGAACUUCGUCCAAGAGCACCAAGCUCGUCCACGGCGGUGUCCGUUACCUCGAAAAGGCCGUCUGGAACCUCGAUUACUCCCAGCUCGAGCUCGUCAUGGAGGCUCUCCACGAGCGCAAGACCUUCCUCAACGUCGCCCCCCACCUGUCCUCGUCUCUGCCCAUUCUCCUGCCCAUCCAGAAAUGGUGGCAGACCCCCUACUUCUGGGCCGGCACCAAGGCCUACGAUCUCCUCGCUGGUUCCCAGGGUCUCGAGAGCUCCUACUACGUCUCCACGAAGAAAGCCCUAGAGGCCUUCCCCAAGCUUCGCCGUGAUAACAUGGUCGGUGCUCUGGUCUACUACGACGGCCAGCACAAUGACUCUCGCAUGAACGUCUCUCUCGCCUUGACUGCUGCCCUCUAUGGCGCAACCGUCGUCAACCACGUCGAAGUCACCUCUCUGGAAAAGAACUCCCACGGCAAGAUCACCGGUGCCAAGGUCCGCGAUGUCAUGACUCCCGGCAGCGACUCCUUCACUGUCCGCGCCAAGGGUGUCAUCAACGCGACUGGCCCCUUCGCGGACGCCAUUGAGCGUAUGGACAACCCCGACCGCAAACCCAUCGUCGCCCCUGCUUCUGGCGCCCACAUCAUGCUGCCUGGUGACAUCUGCCCCAACGGAAUUGGUCUUCUCGACGCUGCUACCUCGGACGGUCGUGUUAUUUUCGUGCUGCCCUGGCAAGGAUACACUCUGGCUGGAACUACGGAUAACGCUGCUCCCGUCGAGCGUGAACCCGUCGCCCGCGAGGACGACAUCAAGUUCAUUCUGAAGGAGGUCAACAAGCUGAUGACCCCCGAUGCUGCCCUUACCCGCUCUGAUGUUCUCGCUGCCUGGUCUGGAAUCCGUCCCUUGGUCAAGGAUCCCAACGCGAAGAAUACCGAAUCCCUCGUCCGCUCCCACCUUGUUACCGUCUCCGACUCUGGCCUUCUUACAUGCGCCGGCGGCAAGUGGACCACCUACCGCCAGAUGGCCGAGGACGCCGUCGACGAGGCCAUCGCGACCUUCAAGCUCCAGCCCAAGCCCGUUACCCUGCCUGAUAUCUCCGGUGCUGGGCUCCCUGCCUUCACCACCACCGGCAAGUGCAUCACCACCAAUGUGCCUCUUGUCGGUGCCCACGGUUUCUCCAAGCACCUGCCUAGCCACCUUGCCUCACACUUCUCUCUCGACGCUGAUGUUGCCAACCAUUUGGCCCAUAACUACGGCGACCGCGCCUGGUCCGUCGCUGCUGCCUCUUCUGAGCGCAUCAUCCCUAACUUCCCCUUUGUCGUCGGCGAGAUCCGCCACGGUGUCCGCGCCGAGGCUGCUAUGACCGCCACCGACCUGAUCUCCCGCCGCACCCGUCUCGCCUUCCUGGAUGCCGAGUCCGCCCUCCGCGCCCUGCCCCAUGUCAUUGACGUCAUGGCUGAGGAGCUCGGCUGGAACGAGGCCCGCAAGAAGAAGGAGUGGACCCAGACGGUCCACUUCCUCCAGUCGAUGGGGUUGUCUGCCGACAAGCUCAACGUCACCCGCGAGGAGGUCCUGAGGAGCGGUGAUGCUAAGUCAGGGUACGCCCCAAAAGCCCAGACCGCCGCCUCCGCCAGCGGUUUCAAGACCGGCCUGGGUGACAUCCAGGCCGGCGGUGCUCUUGCAAGAAACAUCACCGAUGCAUAA